Emiliania huxleyi CCMP1516 is the source of this 1670-nucleotide messenger RNA. RefSeq lists its product as hypothetical. The transcript has 9 exons. Gene Ontology annotation, cellular component: COP9 signalosome. The record is from RefSeq and is a predicted model, not a curated record. Bases 82 to 1383 code for a protein of 433 amino acids. Gene Ontology annotation, biological process: protein deneddylation. NCBI's taxonomy places the organism in Eukaryota, Haptophyta, Isochrysidales, Noelaerhabdaceae.
CGCACGCUUGGGUGCUGCCUCUGUGGGCGCCACGGCUGUGAUCCGAGCUCUAAACACUCACACGCCGACGCUAGUGCCGCGAUGAGCGACGACGAAGACUACGGCUUCGAGUACAGCGAGGAUGAUGAGGAGGAGGACGUCAACAUCGAGAACCAGUACUACAACAGCAAGGGGCUGCGCGACACUGACGAGGAUGCGGCCGUCGCCGGCUUCAAGGAAGUGGCGACAAUGGAGUCGGACAAGGGCGAGUGGGGCUUCAAGGCGUACAAGAUGAUCGUCAAGCUGCAGUUCAAGCGCGGCAAGUGGGCCGAGAUGAUGGAGGCGUACCGCGAGCUGCUGACCUACAUCAAGUCGGCCGUCACGCGCAACUACUCUGAGAAGGUCAUCAACAAGAUCCUCGACCUCGUCUCUGGCUCCGAGCAGAUGGCGCUGCUGCAGGAGCUGUACGAGACGACGCUGACGGCGCUGCAGGAGGCCAAGAACGAGCGGCUCUGGUUCAAGACGAAGCUCAAGCUUGGCAAGCUGUGGUUCGAUCGCGCAGAGUAUGGCCGCCUCCAGAAGAUCAUCAAGGAGCUCAACAGCUCGUGCCAGCACGAGGACGGCACCGACGACAUGAAGAAGGGCACGCAGCUGCUCGAGGUGUACGCGCUCGAGAUCCAGAUGUACACCGCCACCAAGAACAACAAGAAGCUCAAGAGCUUAUACCAGAAGGCGCUGCAGAUCAAGUCGGCUAUCCCCCACCCCAAGAUCAUGGGCGUGAUCCGAGAGUGCGGCGGCAAGAUGCACAUGGCGCUCCGCGAGUGGGAGCCGGCGCGCAACGACUUUUUCGACGCCUUCAAGAACUACGACGAGGCCGGGGUGGGGCGGCGGAUCCAGUGCCUCAAGUACCUCAUCCUCUCCAACAUGCUCAUGAACUCGGACAUCUCGCCCUUCGACUCGCAGGAGGCCAAGCCGUACAAGAACGACCCCGAGAUCCUCGCGAUGACCAACCUGCUCUCCGCGUACAUGAACAACGAGAUCCGCGAGUUCGAGCGCAUCCUCAAGCGCAACAACUCGACCAUCAUGGGCGACGCAUUCAUCAAGAUGUACCUCGACGACCUGCUCAAGAACAUCCGCACGCAGGUCCUGCUGCGCGUCAUCAAGCCGUACACGCGCAUCCGCCUCUCCUUCAUCUCGAGCGAGCUCAACAUCGCGCAGGGCGAGGUGGAGGAGCUGCUCGUCUCGCUCAUCCUCGACGGCCACAUCGACGGCCACAUCGACCAGGUCGGCGCGCUCCUCCUCCUCACCGACAAGGCGGCCGACGCCAAAAAGUACAGCGCGCUCGACAAGUGGUCGACGCAGCUCGCGGCGCUCCAGUCCACCAUCUGCAGCAAGGUGAGCUGAGCUGGGCGGGCGGCGGUUGGCGGCUGCCCGCCCGCCUGCCGCGCCCCCUCGCGGCGGCGGGCAGGCGUGGCGCAGGCCGAAGGCAGCGCGAGUACUCAGCGUCACUCUCUCUCGACGCCACACACACAUUAUGUCUCUCUCUUCCCAACUACGUUGCUCGUCCCGUGUUCAUAUCUCUCGAGGUCGCGUCCCGUGAGACGAGGAGCGCGGGGCGAGCAGGGGGUCUAUUCUCGAUUCGUUUGCGCGUCUCUCUCUAUAAUCGUGUUUUCACGUCGAGGCUCGCGGAG